This is a messenger RNA of Pelmatolapia mariae (spotted tilapia), 1996 nucleotides long. RefSeq names its product RAS related (gene rras). The transcript is spliced from 7 exons. Bases 412 to 1002 code for a protein of 196 amino acids. Gene Ontology annotation, molecular function: GTPase activity; GTP binding; GDP binding. Lineage: Eukaryota; Metazoa; Chordata; Actinopteri; Cichliformes; Cichlidae. Gene Ontology annotation, cellular component: plasma membrane. The record is from RefSeq and is a predicted model, not a curated record. Gene Ontology annotation, biological process: Ras protein signal transduction.
CACGGAUGCUCCGGUGACCGAAUAAGGAAGCUGACACCCGAAAGAUUAGUUUCAGAUGAGUUUUUAAUUUGAAGCAGACGAAGGCUGCCGUGUGUUUGCAGAGUCCUCGCAGCGUGGGGAAAGUCACCGCCGCCUAUGACAUCAGUGUGAUGUAGUUGCUGCUGUAGUUUCUUGAGGAAAGAGGAAAGAGGAAGCAGUUCCGCCCAGAAGCUGACUGGAGGCCGACGAGAAAAGAGCCGAAAGAAGAAAAGAAAAGGCGACGGCGAUUGCUACAGUCCCGCUUUAAGGCCGAACUCACAGCAAAACCCCGUCGUUAGCAGGCUUACUGCGAGACCUGGAUUUAACGCGCCUGUGAGGUCCUGCGGCUGCUGUGAGCUCGGAGAGGUUCUGGUCCGGACUAAAGAGCUGAAAAUGAGUGGAGACGAGGAAAGAUUCAAACUGGUGGUUGUGGGGGGAGGAGGAGUGGGAAAGAGCGCCCUUACCAUCCAGUUCAUCCAGUCGUACUUUGUGUCCGACUACGACCCCACCAUUGAAGACUCCUACACCAAGAUCUGUACCGUGGAUGGAAAGGAGACCCGGCUUGACAUUUUGGAUACAGCAGGUCAGGAGGAGUUUGGUGCGAUGAGGGAGCAGUACAUGCGGUCUGGAGAAGGCUUUUUACUGGUGUUUGCACUCAAUGACCGCGGCAGCUAUCAUGAAGUCCAGAAGUUCCACACCCAGAUCCUAAGAGUGAAAGACAGAGAUGAUUUUCCCAUGGUGCUGGUUGGAAACAAGGCAGACCUGGAACAGCAAAGAGUGAUACCCAAGGAGGACGCACAGGCGUUUGCCAGAGAGAACAGGAUCCACUACAUGGAGGCCUCGGCGAAGAAUCGCUUCAAUGUUGAUGAAGCCUUCUUGGAGCUUGUGCAUAUUAUUAGACGGUUUCAGGAGAUGGAGAGCCCUCCUCCAACUCAUCACACGGGGAACGAGAAAAGACGUGGCUGUCCCUGUGUCAUCCUUUAAGCACUAUUAUUAUGAAUACCAAAGCCUCAUUCCUCUGCAGAAAGGUGUUUUUUGUGUGUACAUAUGAGUGUGUAUGUGUCUUUGAAAGAGAGCGCGAGAGAGAAGGUGGAUCAGUUUCUUUCCAGAUGAUUACAUUUGCACUUUUGUUAAAAGCAACAUUUAAUUUGGUUUAAUUUUUUAAAUUUUAGGUAGAGAGUUGAAAGGAAGAGGUGUGAGCAGCAGCAGGGCGGCACUUGUGACGCAGAUUAAUAAUAAUGUUACAACACAAAUCAUAAUUUGUGUCCACAAAUAGAAACAUCACCAAAACAUGUAGUAUAUAAUUCACUUUUCAGUGAUGCUGUUUUAAACAAAUCCAGAUAUCAGCAUCUGCAACACCACGGCAUCCAUAACGGUCUGAAGAAAUGACAUUAAAUGUGCUAUGUGCAAAAAUUAGCAUGUUAUAAAUGAUCAUAAAAAGUGCUGAUUUUCCCCUUAGCAUGGCUUUGUAUGUUAAGUCGUAAGAUCCAAAGCGAUGCCAUUUUCCAUGCCCUCCUGCAGGGGGCAGGAGAGCUCCAAAGAAGUAUUAUUAUUCAAGACAAAAAGAAGAAUCAUAGCAGGAGCUACAGUCAGUCUUAAAAGACGAACAAGAUUGAAUACAUCCAUGAAUAACAGAUGUCAUUUAAGAUCCUGAUCAAAUAAUAGUAUUGGCCAUGUGCUGUGCGAUGGCUGUAUCGUUGCAUCGUGGUACUCUAUACUAUGUAUUUGGGGCGUUUUGUACUUUUUUUUUGUAUUUCUCUACUUUAUCAUUGUAAUUGUGAAAAUGCAGUAUAAGCGUUUUGAGUGCUCCAGUAUAGUAGAAAGUGCUAUAGAAGAACCUGUCCAUAUACUGGAAGAGUGUAGUCACAACUUCGUGGGUCUCCAGCGUGAUGUCCUAAGAACAGCUGAGAUACUGAACAGAACCCGAAAAUAUAUUGAAAUAAGUCACUUUUAUAAACUAUUAAAACAUUUAUCUGAA